Molecule: messenger RNA, 4038 nt
Organism: Tympanuchus pallidicinctus (lesser prairie-chicken)
Lineage: Eukaryota; Metazoa; Chordata; Aves; Galliformes; Phasianidae
Gene: RSPH10B
Product: radial spoke head 10 homolog B
Exons: 18
Coding region: 989-3466 (825 amino acids)
Source: RefSeq, a predicted model, not a curated record
GCCUGGGAUCACUUUAAAUUAAAGGCAAACCACCCGCAGCUGGAAAUGCAGCGGGUUUCUUUCUUAGGCUAAACCUGGGUUUCAUUGGUAAUUCCUUCAAGCAUUAGUAUUACGUUUAAUGAUUAUCUUACUGCCGUCUGUGCUUAAUGUUCAAACAGAGAAACCAUCCGGCAUAUUGAAUUAGCUCUAUUGCCAUUUACGUUCCCACGUUUUUCACAAAGGGAUCCUCCUUUCCAGACGACAAACGGCGAGCAGCCGGCGGGCAGCGACCACAGCCGCGUGCACACGUGCGGCCGGGCUGCCCGCAGGGCCUCUGCCUUCUGCCGCCUUCCGCCGCCUCCCGCGCCGCCGCUCGGCCCACAGCGCGGAGCCGCCCCACGCGGCGCGGCCGUUCGGCGCGAGGACGGCGGCUCGGCUCCGCUCCGCUCUGCUCCGCUCAGCUCUGCGCACGCGCAGCCGUCGCCUCGGUUUCCUGGCGCUGGCGCCGUCCGUGCCGCGCUCCGUUUGAUUCCUGUAUCGUAAAGCUGCGGUCGCUGAUUUGUGGGUGAAAAAAAGUGUGGAUUUGUGUGAGCACAGCGGUUCUCGCUGUCCCGGAGCCUUCCUGUGAGCGUUGCCUGGCGGAACGGCCUCGUUUCCGUGGCUGUGGUGGCAGGUUAGGCUGCGUUGAGCCCCGCAGGAGCGGAGCGGUGGCUGUGCGCGCGGCUAAGGCGGCUUGGCCUUCACGCGUCACUGAAUCCGGGCCCGAAAAUCCUCCCGGGUAGACGGGCAGCUUUGUGUAGCAAAAAGAAACCUGCCGAGUGCUUUGGAGGCUGAGCCCGGGUCUGAGCGCCGCAGAGCGGAGCUCCGAGGACUCGCCGUGAUCACGGUGAAUGCGGUGAGGGAAGGCGAGGUGCUGUGGGCUGUUUGGUUUUUGCAUUGCAUAGAGAGGGAGAGCUGUGCGUAAGAAGGCAGUACUCAGAAGGAAAGUAGAGGUUCGGACAUCUCAGUUAUGGCAAAGGAUAAGAAGAGAGAUGGCAAGAAGUCAGAGAAGUCUGUCCCUCCCGUCCCUGCACACAGUGCUGCAGCUGAGAGCAGUCCCACAAAGCUGACAGCUCUGCACGCCUCAGCCGACGGAGCGGAAGAAGGGCAAGCAAGUGCAGCAGUGUUGGAUAAAGGACCAGAGAAAGCAGUGGAAGCUCCCAUCCAAGAUGUUCCUCCGUACUACGAGGAGCCCAUUCUUGCUCAACUCGUUGUGAAAAGCUAUGAAGGUGACAAAGUUCGUAGGUUGUAUGAGGGUGAAGGUGUUGCGUUUUUUGAGGGAGGAAAUAUUUAUAAGGGCAUGUUUUCUGAAGGGCUUAUGCACGGACAAGGGACUUACACGUGGGCUGAUGGAGUGAAGUAUGAGGGAACGUUCGUUAAGAAUGUGCAGAUGGUUAAUGGAUGCUAUAUGUGGAACGAUGGCAGUAUUUAUGAAGGCUCAAUCAAAAAUGGACUCAGGCAUGGAUUUGGCUUUUUCAGGAGCGGUAUCCAUCCAGUUUCUUACGUUGGUUACUGGUAUAAAGGCAAAAGGCAUGGAAAGGGCACCAUUUAUUAUGACCAGGAACAUGUGUCUUGGUACUCAGGUGACUGGGUAGAUAACGUCAAAGAAGGAUGGGGAAUAAGAUGCUAUAAGUCUGGAAAUGUCUAUGAAGGUCACUGGGAGAAAAAUGCACGCCAUGGAAGGGGAAGAAUGAGGUGGCUGACAGCUGGUCAGGAGUACAUUGGGCAGUGGGUGCAUGGAGUACAGCAUGGAUAUGGCACCCACAUCUGGUUUCUGAAGAGAAUGCCUGCAUCUCAGUAUCCGCAGAGUAAUAAAUACGUGGGUGAGUUUGUGAACGGGCAGCGCCACGGCCGAGGGAAGUUCAUCUAUGCCAGCGGAGCGGUGUACGAGGGCCAGUGGGUUCAUAACAAGAAGCAUGGCAAGGGCAAGUUUGUCUUCAAGAAUGGAAAUAUUUAUGAAGGAGAGUUUAGAGAUGAUAAGAUGGUAGAAUAUCCUGCUUUUCAGCUGGAUGCAGAGAGUGCUCCAAAGCUGGAUGCCGUUUGCUGGGGAAGUUGUUCUGGCUCUGAGGCCAUCAGAAUCAUUAACAACUCAGAAAAUCCUUCUGCUCUGGGAUCAGAUAUUGAAUUAGAUAUAUCUUCACUGCUCAACUUGUUGCCAGGGGAAGAGAGACAAGAAGAAGUGAAACAAGUAGAAUUUGCUGUGUUGAGACAUAUUACAAAACUGAGAAGAGUUUACACCUUUUACAGCAGCUUAGGCUGCGAUGAUUCUCCUGACAACACCUUCCUUAUGACCAGGCUCCAGUUUUGGAGAUUUCUGAAGGACUGCUGCUUUCAUCACUCCAGUCUAACUCUUGCUGAAAUGGACCGGAUACUGAGUGGUGAUAAAACACCACUUGAGGAGAUACAUUCUCCAUAUGAGACUUUACUGUUUAGAACGUUUUUAUCUCACCUUAUUCAUCUGUCAUUUCAUAUGUAUCAUGAGGAGCACAAAGGUAAAAGUCCUUACCUGCAUAAGUGUUUCAUUGAAAUGAUGUCCAGGAAUGUUAAUCCCACUGCGUGCCAUAUUCAGGGUCUCUUAUUUUCUGAACAGCGUCGUGCUGUUUUUGCCAUGAGGUACAUUGACAAAUGCUGGGAAAUACACAGAGCUUUUUGUCAUCAGAACACCAGACCUCCGUUUGAACCCACAAUGAAGAUGAGGCAGUUCCUCUGGAUGCUGAAUGAUUUCAAACUCCUUGGCAAGCAAUUAACUGCUUCAAGACUUGUGGAAAUACUUUUCAAAGAGGGUCCCUCCCUACAUGACAGCAGCAGUAGCAACCUGGAGCAGGAGCUGGUCUUUCUUGAAUUUGUUGAAGCUCUUCUUCAUUGUGCCUUGGUGCAUGUUACCAGUGGUGUGAUUAAGGAGCAGGUAGAUGAUCAGAAAAGUAACUUCAGAACGGAGGGUUUCUCCGAAGGAGCCACAAAUGAGACUUGCUACACGCAGUUUUCUCUCUCGCAGGUGCUGAGACCUUGUGAAGACAGAGGGCACAGUCGUCAAGAAUUUUUGAUGGAUGAACUAGAAGCCCAAACUGGAAAAGAUAAGGACUUUGAUUGGUGGAUGUAUCAAGUGCAAAUCUUUUUUACAAACAAAUUGUUUCCAGCCUACCAGCAUGAAAAAGUGUUGAAGGCAAAAAUAAAAGAAAAUCGAAUACGGAGUGCUGAGUUAGCUGAGCUGAGGAGGAGGAAGGAUGAGGAGAUAGCAAAACUUAUUGCUGAAAGAGAAGCAGAAGAUGCAAAAAAGCAGAAAGGAGCUGCAGAAGAAGAAAUGUCAUUGGAGUGCAAGAGUACAGUGUUUAAGGAGUUAGAAGAGCCUGGUGCACAGUCAGCACCCCCUCCAAAGGAAGAGGCUUCUGCUGUACCAGCCCCAGCUGUUACCAAGGUGCCCACAGGAACCAAGAGGAGGAGGAAGUGAAUCUUCUGAUAAGAUCCACUAGACUGACAAGAAUGUAAGUGUUCUUUGAAGAGAAAAAUACAAACCAAAACCCACACCAAAUAACGCUUCCACUGGCAUCUGAAUCACAAGUGCUAUAAAAGUGAGAUUUGCUGUUCUGCUGAAACUUCAAGGCUAGCUGUCCUUAAACAAAGAGCCUUGGGAAAAGGAAUGUGUGGGCAGUUAAAUAAAGUGUAACCCUCUGCAGAAAUAAACAAAGUUAUUCCUGCAGUCAAUGUUAGCUAAUUAGUUAAAACUUGUAUCAGUGUUAAGGUGAUACAGAACUUAUGUUCCCUAUCGAUGGUAUUGCUGAAGUAAAUGGCUUCAUGUUAAAUUAGUUUUACAUACAUGAAGUAAGUCAAGUAAGUAUUUUUUGUGGUCCGGUCUGAUUGUGUUUGGGGAAUACUUGCAGGUAGGAAUUUGACAACAAAAGAGCUAAAAUUGAAGCAGGACUUGUUAAGAACAGGUCAGGUCAGCCUAGGGCUGGAGCAAGAGAGUUACAAAGACUCAGAGGUGUUUGUAAGCUGUCUGAUUUCACAGCGCAGCGUAAUGUC